CUGAACAAUUACUCCAAUCAAACUUUAAGAAGCCGAACCUGUUUGCAGCUGUACAGACAUCACCCAGGGUUGCUGAAUAGCUGACCUCACUCUGAAUUGAAAGAAAGAAUGAAGCAUCUGAACAUCUCUCUUCUUUUGCUCCUCGUCUUCUGUUCAUCGAGUGCUGGGAAAACUUUCUGGACUCAUUUAGGAACGCGCUGUGUUGAAGACUGCAAGGUUUACUGGGGCGAGUACAAGUGCAAGACCAUUGAUAAAGAUGGACAGUGCCAGACAAUGUACUGUUCACCUAAAACAGGCAUGGACUACUGGGGCCGGCAGUGCAGUGAAAGGUGUGAGAAAAAUGGAAACGACUACUAUUCGUGCAAAAUUAAUUUACUUCAUUGGGGAUACUGUGGACUCGUGAUGGAAGGCCUGACCCAUUAUGGAUCAUACACAGGUGCACAGUGUUAUGACUACUGUGAACAGAGAGGUCAACACUACUAUUGGUGCCAUACUGAGAAGGGAUGGGAUUACUGUUCGCCUAAUGAAAACCGAGAUUACAUGAACAAGCAGUGUAAAGAUGACAGCCCAUGUGAAAAACGCAAUAAUAACUACAAGUGGUGUGCCGUGGAUGGUGGCUGGGGUUACUGUGGGCUCGUAGAGCCAAAGCUGUUCCUCCACCGAUCUAAGUAUCAUUACGUUUGCAUUGACGAAUGUCGGUAUUAUCAGAGUAAAGAUUACUACUGGUGCCACAUUGAAAAUGACUGGGACUACUGCUCUCCAGAGGUGGAUGUAACUUAUAAAGGCACACCCUGUCGCUCAGAUCAUUUCUGUGGCUUACAUGGCAAAAGUUACAACUGGUGCUGGACCUCAGAUAAAGAUUAUGAUUACUGUGGGCCCAUUGAACCUGAAGAGUGCACUUACAUUGACUCUAAACAUCGCAGCAAAAGAGCCGACGCAAAUAAUCCCCAGAGAAUUGUGAUAUGCACGAAAGUGGACAAAGGAAAUAAGAUAAUGACCACCUUUUCUGCUGAGCCAGCACCUAACGCAAUCACUGAUGGAAGUCAAUUUAGAGAAGAGAUCGAAAACUUAAUCAGCUUCUGGGACAAUGGCAAUCUGGUGGAGCAUGCAUCAUCCAAUCUGAUGCACUCUGCUAACGUCCGUAUUGAUAUGCAGGGAAUCAUAAUCCGCAACAAUCAGAGAUACUACAACCUGCAAGUCCAGCUGAAUCGGCCACGGAGACCUGGUGGGAGCACUACUGUGUCUCAGGUCAUCGUGCCUCAAGGAGUCCCAGCCCGUUACAUUCGCAGAGCCUUUAUCGAAAGCUUCAGGAGACGAGCUCGGGUUUUUAUUGAAGUUUCAAGACUAAAUCAGUGUUAGGUCCAUAAGUUGGAAACAUCUGCAGUACGGUAACCUAUGGUAGACCGGGUACACCUUUAGCUACAUUUAGCUUGUAACACAGCUCAAAUAAAGACAACAAAAUCUAUUACAUAGACCGCAUGCAUACCAGUAUAAUUCUGAGUUUACUAAAACAGGUUAUGCUUAAAUUUGCUUCCCUGAUUUUCAGCUUUUAUUGACCUUGCAAGAUGCCAAACCAUUCCAGACUGACUGAAACUCUCCAAAAGCUGUUUGUCCACGUUGAGGCAACCAAGGCAGUUUUUUACACAGAUCAUGGAAUGAAUUAAACUUGCUUAUUUGUGAAAAACAAGAAGCUUGACCGCUUAACUCUCCUGUUAACUGCAACAGCUAUUUCACCAGCAUGGACCACGCCACACUUUGAGCUAGACUUUACUGUAGGGAUGAAUUUACUGUAGGGGAGUUAGAGGAUGACUGGUGAACAGGUGGGUAGGUUGAUCGGGCGUCCUACUAUGCCAAGAGACUCAGAGUGGGGGUACUGUCACUGUAAUAUUUUGGCAGAGUGAUUGGACCCCGCGAUACAACCUAUAUGUAAGAGUAAAGAGGAUUAAAGGAUUGUGAAUGGGAAUCGAGGAAAUGGAGGGAGGGAGGGUGGGUUUGAAAGAACGAGAACAGUGCUAGAUGGAUGGUUCUCCUUAAAUAAGUUUAAGGGAGUAGAUGAUUGGUUAAGAAGACAAAGUGAGACGUGGUUCUGUAGCUAAACCUUUAUUAACAAGUUAACUCCAUUUAUGUAUGUUUUUGCCAAAUGAAUUUCUAAUAAAACAUUAAACUAAA
Messenger RNA from Danio aesculapii, 2169 nucleotides. RefSeq lists its product as uncharacterized. The record is from RefSeq and is a predicted model, not a curated record. NCBI's taxonomy places the organism in Eukaryota, Metazoa, Chordata, Actinopteri, Cypriniformes, Danionidae. The transcript is spliced from 2 exons. Bases 109 to 1359 code for a protein of 416 amino acids.